Molecule: messenger RNA, 1356 nt
Organism: Octopus bimaculoides (California two-spot octopus)
Lineage: Eukaryota; Metazoa; Mollusca; Cephalopoda; Octopoda; Octopodidae
Product: protein henna
Biological process (GO): L-tyrosine biosynthetic process
Molecular function (GO): phenylalanine 4-monooxygenase activity; iron ion binding
Source: RefSeq, a predicted model, not a curated record
AAUAGAGAAAAGGUUUCCUUCGUAAUUUAAAGAAUAUGAUUGGCGGUCAGAUUUACUUAUUAAAUGCGCAAUUCCGUUCGCAUUAAUUUCAACGUUCCCCUCGCCAGAUAAUAUCAAGUCCCACCCAGGUACUAAAUCUUUACACAGCUGCGCUCCUCUUGUUGGUGUUGACAAGUUUUGCUGCCCUUCGUUUUCUUGGUAUCGCGCAUCUGUUGUUGUUGUUCCUGCUUGGUGCUGUUGACGCAAAAAAACGAUAAAAGGAAAGGAAGAAAUAUGGAUGUCUGGACUGAAUAUUCCAUCAUUAACGGAGAGAAAAGGAACCCAGAGUUGAAGACCCACCACAGUUACAUCGAAGAAUUUUCGGAUUUGGAUUCUUCCGUCAGCAUCUACUUCACCCUACCUGAGAAAGUUGGUGCCCUGGCCGAAGCUUUGGGAAUAUUCCAGAAUCACAAAGUCUCGCUUGAUCACAUUGAGUCUCGCCCAUCACGAGAAGAUAACAAAAGCUAUGAUUUCUAUGUGUCUUGCUCCAACAAUGGAGACGAACUUAAAGAAGCCAUCAAAGCUCUGAAACAGAAGAGUACAUCUUUUCAGAUUCUUACAAGGCAAGCUGAACAUGGGGACAAAGCAGAAAUUCCCUGGUUUCCACGUAAAAUUUGCGAUUUGGACAAAUUUGCCAACAUGAUACUCAGCUACGGCUCAGAAUUGGACGCCGAUCAUCCAGGAUUUACAGACCCUGUGUACCGAGCCAGGCGGAAAGAGUUUGCUGAUAUCGCUUACAACUAUCGUCAUGGCCAACCUAUUCCAAGAAUUAAAUACACAGAUCUCGAGAUCGAGACCUGGAGAACCAUCUUCAGGGAACUCACAAAUCUAUAUUCGACGCAUGCGUGUAAACAAUUUCGUCACAUUUUCCCAUUGCUUAUGGACAAUUGCGGCUAUAAUGAAAACAAUAUUCCACAGUUGGAAGAUGUCUCCAAAUUUCUUCAAGAUUGUACUGGAUUUCGUUUGCGUCCCGUUGCCGGUUUAUUGUCCUCGCGAGAUUUUCUGGCAGGUUUAGCUUUCCGAGUAUUUCAUUCCACACAAUAUAUUAGGCAUCCAUCUAAACCACACUAUACGCCCGAACCAGACGUAUGUCACGAACUUUUGGGUCACGUUCCUUUGUUUGCAGACCCAGCAUUUGCACAAUUUUCCCAAGAGAUUGGUUUAGCCAGUCUUGGGGCGCCUGAUGAAUACGUACAAAAACUUGCAACCGUAAGUAAAGUAGAACCACAAUAUUUUGUAGCACUUUUUGGUAUGUUCUUUCCAGAUAAAAAUGCAGAUAAAAAUUUGCGGUUGUUGUUUCAUAUUGUGCUGACCGUC